CCCUGCUAAAGUAAGCUCAGUCCAGCGGAGUCAGCUGAGCCUAGUCCAGCAGAGUCCAACAGAGCUGAAUCCAGCUGAGCAGAGCCCAGCCAGCAGGGAGCAAGGCGUGGAAUACCCAUGGAUCUGGUGGCACAGGAACUGCUUCUCAUGUGCCUGAUGCUGCUCCUGCUCUGCAGAGAGCCGGGUGUGAGCGCCCAGGCGGGUCAGGAAUUCCGUCUGCAGCAGCCCCAGGCCAAGGUGACGGUGGAAGCGGGGGAGACGCUCACCCUGAACUGCACCACAUCUGGACUCGCUGGACCUGGUCCUGUGAUGUGGCUGAAGGGCUGGGGCCGUGUGAACAAGACUGUCUAUGACCAGGAGAAGCAGGAUCCCUCCUCCCGUGUGACGAGAGCAGUGGAUAAGUCUGACACAGACUUCACCAUCCACAUCAGGAACGUUCAGCCCGAGGACAUGGGCACCUACUACUGUGUGAAGUUUGUCAAGGGGAACACUGGUGAUGAUGAGGUGUUUCAGCAUGGCCGUGGCACAGAGGUGUCUGUGCAAGCCAAACCCAGCCCCCCGCUCGUGUCCGGGCCUGAGCAGAGAGCGAGGCCGGGGCAGUCGGUGCCUUUCACCUGCACGACUGGAGGGUUCUUUCCUGGAGAGACUGGGGUGAAAUGGUUCAAGAACGAGAACCCCAUGGCAGGUCAGCCGCCCCAGAUCGCCAAAUGGAGGAUGAACACCUACAACAUGUCCAGCAGAGCGACGGUGACCCUGCAGAAGGAUGACGUCCUCUCUCAGCUCCUCUGCGAGGUGCAGCACUCCACGCUGCCGUCCCCGCUGCGUGGCAGCUACCGGCUCAGCAGAGUCCUGCGAGUUCCCCCCAGCAUCGAAGUGCGCGCUGAGCCAAGCCCCAUUGAGGUGAACAAGACCGUGACCUUCACCUGCCUUGUGAAGGAGUUUUACCCAGCAGAUGUCUCCGUUUCCUGGCUGGAGAAUGGGAUUGAGAUAAAGGUGGAGAACGUCUCCCGGCCAUCGGAGCUGCCCCAGCGUUUGUUUGAGCUGAGAAGCCAGGUGGAGGUGCAAGCCAGCGAGGAGAAAAACGGGUCCACAAUCACCUGCAUGGUGGUGCACGAUGCCCAGGCCCCUGCCGGCAACUCAACCUUCCUGUGGAUCUCCAACCCGGCCCAAGGGACAUUGAGCAACGGGUUGCAGAUGGCAAAAGGUGACAACCUUCUGUCCAGCCUCGUCCUCCUGUGGAUGGCUAUCCUGCUGGAGAAGGGGCUCCUCGGCGGGCUUCUCUUCUUCCUCUUCAAGCGCAUGAAGAGAAAGGCAUUGGAGAUGUUGUCCUGUCCCGCUCCACCUCAGUCCCCAGCUCCUGGAGCCGCGUCUCAGGGCUUGGCCACUGCCAGCAGCGAUGUGUGAACCUGGAAAUAAAGGAACCGGGAGGCA
This is a messenger RNA of Taeniopygia guttata (zebra finch), 1431 nucleotides long. Its product is annotated as signal-regulatory protein beta-1. The record is from RefSeq and is a predicted model, not a curated record. Lineage: Eukaryota; Metazoa; Chordata; Aves; Passeriformes; Estrildidae.